Dovyalis caffra is the source of this 2361-nucleotide messenger RNA. NCBI's taxonomy places the organism in Eukaryota, Viridiplantae, Streptophyta, Magnoliopsida, Malpighiales, Salicaceae. The record is from the annotation of a GenBank genome assembly.
AUGGAAUUUGGAAUAUCUUCAAAAACUGCUUGUAGUAGUAGCAGCAUUAACCAAGGCAGCAGUGGCUAUUACCAUCUCCUUUUCAAUCCCAACAAACGCAAAUUUACUGCGACUGCCAUUCCUACAGCCCAAAAGUCCAGUAAAGAAGAGUUAUUGGUAGUUGUUGGAGGUGGAGCAGCUGGAGUGUACGGAGCUAUUAGAGCCAAGACUCUGCCUCCUAACCUUGACGUGCUUGUUAUAGAGAAAGGAAAGCCUUUAUCCGAGGCUGUCAGCAAACGAAUUCCCUUCCUUAAGGAGACCACAUUCAAGCCUUUGACCAGCAUAGCAAUUGAGCAACGCAUGUUACCUCCUCAUUCUUUAGCCAUCCUAGCUGCAGCAAAAGGCAACAUUGAUCCAUUCGAGAAUUAUCAAACUUGUCUUAAUCAGCUCAUGACUCCAAACCAGAAUACAAUUCUUCAUGUUUAUUUAGAAAACCAAAGUAAGCAACUAGAAUCCACUGAUUUUGUUGUCCAAGUUCUUGAAAUGUGUCCACCAUUGUUGUUGCAAGUCAAUAUAAAAGGAGAAAACCCAUUACAUUUCGCAGCAAGAUAUGGGCAUGCCAACGUAGUGAAAGUCCUCAUUAACCGUGCGAAAGCUCUACCUAUAGAUCCAGAGAGCAAAGUAACAGAAGAAAAGAAAAUGUUGAGGAUGAAGAAUGUUAAAAAAGAUACAGCGUUGCAUGUGGCAUCCCGAUUUAUCCAAAGCCGCGUGGUGAAAAUAUUGACUGAAGAAGACCCUGAGUUUUCAUAUUCCGCCAAUGUUCAUGGAGAAACUCCACUUUAUAUCGCUGCUAAUAUAGAGUAUUAUUUCUCUGAAGAAAGGAAUAAUGAUAGAGCAAAGGUGAUCGAGGAAAUCUUAAGAAAUUGCAUUUCAGUGGACUAUGGCGGCCCUAAUGGUAGAACUGCUCUACAUGCCGCAGUCAUGGUGGAAGAUUAUGAGACGGCAAGAAAAAUAUUAGAAAAAGAAAAGAAUUUGAUAAGAACAACGGAUCAGAACGGAUGGUCACCACUUCACUAUUCUGCUUAUUUCUCAAGCUUUUAUUUACCCAAAGUAUUACUAGAAUAUGAUGCGUCCGCAGCCUACAUUGUUGACGCUGACAAGAACAGAACAGCCCUUCAUAUAGCCGCCCUUGGAGGCAAUGUGGAAGCAAUGAAAGAGAUUGUUUCUUCCUCUGAAAUUCCAGAAAUUGACAGACUUAAAACUGAGAAGGAUGACAAAGGAAACACGCCCUUCCAUCUAGUUGCUGCUUUAGCGUUCAGACAAGUGGACUGGGGCGAGUUUGUAUAUGAAAGUAAAAUGGAUAAAGAGAUGAUAUGUGGUCGCAAUAAACAAAACCUAAGCAUCAAAAACAUAUUGCAAGGAACUAAUCCUGAGAUGCAGAGAGAGAUCUUAGAAUCCAUUGAAGAUGUUGGGAGUGGACCCUUUGGACGCAUUGUUGUGGGAGAAGUAAAAUGGGCAAGCUCAGAGGACAAAAAGAAACUGAAUGAAAUCUUUGAUAAAAUGAGAGAGGCUCAUCUAGUGGUAGCAGCGCUCAUAGCAACGGUAACAUUUGCAGCAGCUUUCACCUUGCCUGGCGGUUACAAGAACGAAGAAGGCCCUAAUCAAGGCACGGCAAUUCUUACUAAAAAAGCUGCUUUUAUAGCAUUUGUCAUAUCAGAUGCAAUAGCAAUGGUGCUCUCACUUUCUGCUGUCUUUACCCACUUUUGUUCGGCAGCGAUAAAUCGUGCUCAAGCUGUUGCUGAGAUUCAAACUCUCCUAUUAUUAGGAUUGGCCACAGCUGCAGCAGAAGGCAACAUUGAUCCAUUCGAGAACUAUCAAACUUGUCUUAACCAGCUCAUGACUCCAAACCUAAAUUUAAUUCUUCAUGUUUAUUUCGAAAACCAAAGUGAGGAACCAGAAUUCACUGAUUUUGUUGAUCAAGUUCUUGAAACGUGUCCAGCAUUGCUGUUGCAAGUCAAUUUAGAAGGAGAAACCCCAUUACAUUUCGCAGCAAGAUAUGGGCAUGCCAAAGUAGUGAAAGUUCUUAUUGACCGUGCGAAAGCUCUACCUAUCGAUCCAGAGAGCGGGCUAACUGAAGCACAGAAGAUGAUGAGAAUGAAAAACGUAGAGAAAGAUACAGCGUUGCAUGUGGUAGCUCGAAAUAGCCGCAGCAAUGUUGUGAAAAUAUUGACCAAAGAGGACCCAGAGUUUUCAUAUUCCGCCAAUGAUCAUGGAGAAACUCCACUGUAUAUCGCUGCUUCUGUAGGCUAUCGGAUGGUGAUCGAACACCCUACUGCCAGCAAACUCCUACAGCACCUCCUAGACAUCCACUCAUCACCCUAA